AGCAGAAGAUUAGAUUGUAUUUAACCUUAACUACGUCAGUGAAAAAAAAACAACCCCAAAGUUGACCUUGUAUCUUUUUGCUUUAAUAUGCUGCUAUUUACAUCUGUCAGCGGCACUCAGUUGGCUGUGCCCUUUAACCUGUUAUUAUUAAUAAGGGGAUUGGAGAAUGAUUAGCAGGAUUUCAUCCACUAUCAGGUAUUGCCAUCAGAGAGUCUGCAAAGGUAGUUGACCAGGCCCAAAGGAGAGUGUUGAGGGGAGUUGAUGACCUUGACUUUUUCAUAGGGGAUGAAGCCAUCGAUAAACCUACCUAUGCUACAAAGUUACUAACUUCAGGAGGACGCCUUUCUGUGGUUCUCUGUGCCUGUACUAUGAAGCAGACGCUCUUACUGUUCUGAAGUUGGACAUGUUUUGUUUUUUCUUGCUCCAGUGGCCUAUACGGCACGGCAUCAUUGAGGACUGGGAUCUUAUGGAAAGGUUCAUGGAACAAGUGGUUUUUAAAUAUCUUCGUGCUGAACCUGAGGACCAUUAUUUUUUAAUGACAGAACCUCCAUUGAAUACACCAGAAAAUAGAGAAUAUCUUGCAGAAAUAAUGUUUGAAUCAUUUAAUGUACCAGGACUCUACAUUGCAGUUCAGGCAGUGCUGGCUCUUGCAGCCUCUUGGACAUCUCGACAAGUUGGGGAGCGCACGCUGACUGGGACAGUCAUUGACAGUGGGGAUGGCGUCACCCACGUCAUCCCAGUGGCAGAAGGUUAUGUAAUUGGAAGCUGCAUCAAACACAUCCCAAUUGCAGGUAGAGAUAUUACGUAUUUCAUUCAACAGCUGCUAAGGGAGAGGGAGGUGGGAAUCCCUCCUGAGCAGUCACUGGAGACCGCAAAAGCCAUUAAGGAGAAGUACUGUUACAUUUGCCCUGACAUGGUCAAGGAGUUCGCUAAGUAUGAUGUGGAUCCCCGGAAGUGGAUCAAGCAGUACACAGGCAUCAAUGCGAUCAACCAGAAGAAGUUUAUUAUCGAUGUUGGCUAUGAAAGGUUCUUGGGACCGGAAAUAUUCUUCCAUCCGGAGUUUGCCAACCCGGACUUUAUGGAAUCUAUCUCAGAUGUUGUUGAUGAAGUAAUACAGAACUGUCCCAUAGAUGUACGUCGUCCGCUGUAUAAGAACGUUGUUCUUUCGGGAGGCUCAACGAUGUUCCGGGACUUUGGACGCCGACUGCAGAGGGAUAUCAAAAGAGUGGUGGACGCCAGGCUGAAGCUGAGCGAGGAGCUCAGUGGCGGCAGGAUCAAGCCGAAGCCUGUGGAGGUUCAGGUGAUCACACAUCAUAUGCAGCGCUAUGCUGUGUGGUUCGGAGGGUCCAUGCUUGCCUCAACGCCGGAGUUCUUCCAGGUCUGUCACACCAAGAGGGACUAUGAAGAGUACGGCCCCAGCAUCUGCCGCCACAACCCCGUCUUCGGAGUCAUGUCUUAGCGUCCUUCGGCCGCGUCGUGCUGGGAACAAGUGUCCUUCAGAGCCCGCCCCGAGGAGCGCCCGAGCAUGGGGGCAGCGCAGCCUCCCUGUGAAGCCAUGUCCGCGCGCGGCUGCCCGGCGCCCGCCCCUCCCAGCUUCCCACUCGCCCGUCCCGAAGGAGACCACACCGGCGCCCGGCAGCCCACCCCAGGACACCUGCGACUGGAAGCGCUCGCCCCCCUCCCCAGCCUAUUUUUGUAAAUAAAAUGUUCUAAACUUGAAAUACAAAUGGAUGUUUAUAUUUCCUAUCCCCGUUUUGUAUUUGACGGUCUGGGCACAGCUGGCUGGCACGGAGCCCGGUCGAUGUCGUCGAUGUCAUGGAGUGCUGUAACGGAGUUUUCCUCGUGAGGCAUGUUCUGGUGUGCUUAUAGGCAAACUAAUAAAACAGCAAACGCUUUGCCCCGUUUGCUAGAAAAUUGUUCUUUAUUAGGGUGACAUAAAAUCUGAACACUUAAAUGGUAUUGUAUGAGGUUAUUCUAGAUAAUCUGUCUCUGUGUUUUUAUUUAAGCUUUCUGAACUAUUUCCUAGAAGAUGAUGAUGGUUUACAAUGUCGGUGAGCGCCGGAUGAAAUGCUGACUUGCACUGGUGUAAUAAAAGCUGUUAGAAUCUUUGUA
Messenger RNA from Perognathus longimembris pacificus (Pacific pocket mouse), 2112 nucleotides. It is a transcript of the gene Actr3b, whose product is annotated as actin related protein 3B. The record is from RefSeq and is a predicted model, not a curated record. The transcript has 11 exons. Gene Ontology annotation, cellular component: actin cortical patch. The coding region runs from base 404 to 1459 and encodes 351 amino acids. NCBI's taxonomy places the organism in Eukaryota, Metazoa, Chordata, Mammalia, Rodentia, Heteromyidae. Gene Ontology annotation, molecular function: actin filament binding.